This is a messenger RNA of Laccaria bicolor S238N-H82, 1134 nucleotides long. RefSeq lists its product as uncharacterized. Bases 1 to 1134 code for a protein of 377 amino acids. NCBI's taxonomy places the organism in Eukaryota, Fungi, Basidiomycota, Agaricomycetes, Agaricales, Hydnangiaceae. The transcript has 5 exons. The record is from RefSeq and is a predicted model, not a curated record.
AUGCCCUCCUAUCAACUUUUGCUGAUGGUUGACGAUCCCCAACUGAACGCGACGUACGGAGGAGGGCAAUGGGGGACGUCCACUUAUUUCCAGUGGUAUGGUGGUUCAAUAGGUUGGCCUAUAUUUGCCGAUAGCACUAGCGCGACCUUAACGGGGUUUGUUUUCUUGUCGUUUGAGGGGAUAGCGAUCGCUUUUGGAGGGAAUACGCCCAAAGUCUUUGGGGACUCGCAAACGUUGACUGUCUCCAUCGAUGGCGCACCCCCAUACAACACCUCGUACAAUGAUCCCACACCUCAAUCUUACGUGCAGUGGUAUCAGUCCCCGAUUUUGCCGGAGGGGACGCACAAUAUCACACUGACUCAUAUGGCUGGGACCGCCCUGGACUACGCGGUCAUCAGCGCUGGGCAGAAUACGCCUCUAACAGGGAAAACAGUUAUAGUCGACAACGAGGAUCCGUCUAUCAGGUUCACAGGAUCCUGGACACGCAAUACAGACCGAUUUCACUCUGGGACGGAGGGCUAUCCCUUCCAUAACAGCACGCAUCAGAGCACUACGUCAGGAACUAGUUUUAUUUUCCGAUUCUCGGGGACGUCUUUGAAUGUCUACGGAAUUCUGCAUUGGGCGGACCUCGGCACCCUCUCUGCAUCAUACACCCUCGAUGGUGCGACAACAGCACUAACCUAUUCCGUCACGACAUCGUCUUCCAAUUACCAGGACAACACUUAUGACCAACACAAUUUCUUGUUAUACAGUAACAGCAGCCUCACUGCGAGCGACCAUACCCUCGUUGUUAAAGUCACUGAAUGCGUCAAUCAAACCUACUAUGCCGAAUCUCACUUUACCCGCCUCUACCAAUGGAACAUCGCCUACCACCACCACAUCAACCCCCGUGGGAGCUAUAUCAAUAUCCAUGAAAUCGCACUCACCAUUUUGACGAUUCUUUUCGCCCGUGCUGCCCUUGAAACUAACGCUGGUUCAGCCGUGCUGCUGCAAUCAGGUCCACCACGGGUGGUGCACAAGAGUUCUCGGAGUCGUGGUGGGGAAACUGCCGAUAUCAGUACGAGCAGGGGAAAUGGAAUGGAGAUGAGGGAAGCACGCCCGUCCGUUGCCCCACCAGCUUAUCAGGAGUUGUAG